This is a messenger RNA of Lithohypha guttulata, 1116 nucleotides long. RefSeq lists its product as uncharacterized. Bases 1 to 1116 code for a protein of 371 amino acids. The transcript has a single exon. The record is from RefSeq and is a predicted model, not a curated record. Gene Ontology annotation, molecular function: 2-oxoglutarate-dependent dioxygenase activity. Lineage: Eukaryota; Fungi; Ascomycota; Eurotiomycetes; Chaetothyriales; Trichomeriaceae.
AUGGCAGCCGCAGCAGUUCUGAGUCAACCAGCGCCCCUAUCUUCGGUACAUCACCUGCCCAAAUAUCAGCAGGCCAAAGAAUCUCGCUAUGAGCUAGACUGGGCUGACCUCGUUACUCUUGAUCUGUCCAAAUUCGAACAGCCAGGAGGUAAGCAAGAACUUGCUAAGCAGCUCAAGGAUGCAGUGCACAAUAUCGGUUUCUUCUACAUCACCAACUUUGGUCUGAGCCAAGAAGAAGUUGACUAUCAGUUCGCCAUCGGUAGAGAAGUCUUCGCUCUUCCCAUGGAAGAGAAGCUGAAAUACCGUGCUGAUCUUGAAAAUGGUAAUUACAAUGGCUACCGACCACUUGGUGCAGCUGAGCUCUACCCUGGUCUUCGUGACAAUGUCGAGAUGUACAACCUCUUCAAAUUUCUACCCGAGCUCGAACGCACGCAGCCAUCAGUCAUUACUGAGAAUAGGGCUGAGAUAGAACGUUUCCAGCGGCACAUUGCCGAAAAUGUGGUACAGAAACUCCUUGUACUUGUGUCGAUCAUUCUUGAAUUGCCUGAUGAGGGAGCUCUCAGCGAGGGCCAUCGAUACAGCGACAUCUCAGAUUGUCAUCUGCGAUACAUGAUAUACAGGGCGCGCUCGCCGGAAGAGAAUGCCAAGUUUAACAACAUUUACUCCAAGGGUCACACUGACUUUGGGAGUCUGACCUUACUCUUCCGACAACCCAUUGCUGCUUUGCAAGUACUGACCCCAGCUGGUGAUUGGAGAUACGUCAAGCCUCACCCAGGGUCAAUCACAGUAAACAUUGCAGACGUUCUGCAGUUCUGGACAAACGGAUACCUCAAGUCGUCGAUUCAUCGGGUUGUGGCUCCACCUCCUGAUCAGGCACAUAUUGAUCGGCUGGGAUUGCUAUACUUUCUACGGCCCGGUCAUGAUUUGACGUUGAAGACGCUUGACAGUCCUUUGUUGAGGAGACUUGGGCUAGAUGUUCACGAAGAUGAUGCGAAGAAAGACGGCAUCAAGGCUGGGGACUGGGUGAGGGCGAGAGUGAAGGGCAACUUUGACAAACCGGAGAAUGAGAAGGAAAAAGAAGUUAUAGGAGGGAUAAAGGCCAAGUAUUGGGACUAG